Molecule: messenger RNA, 1158 nt
Organism: Closterium sp. Naga37s-1
Lineage: Eukaryota; Viridiplantae; Streptophyta; Zygnematophyceae; Desmidiales; Closteriaceae
Source: the annotation of a GenBank genome assembly
AUGGCAGGGACUCACCUCGGCAGGCGGGGUGGUGGGCGACUCACCUCGGCAGGCGGGGUGGUGGGCGACUCACCUCGGCAGGCGGGGUGGUGGGCGACUCACCUCGGCAGGCGGGGUGGUGGGCGACUCACCUCGGCAGGCGGGGUGGUGGGCGACUCACCUCGGCAGGCGGGGUGGUGGGCGACUCACCUCGGCAGGCGGGGUGGUGCGGUUGAGCGCGGGGGGCAGGGGGGGCCAGUGCACGAGCAGCAGGCGGCGGCCGCGGCAGCGGUGCGGCGGGAACUGGUGCUCCCACAGGUCCCUCUGCGCCUCCCGCGUGCCGCCCAGAUUGCCCGCCUCCGACCCGCGCACCUGGGGGGAAGGGGAACGCGGCCGAGGGAACGUGGGUGGGAGAAAAAGGUGGCCGUCGCAGGUGCUGGUGCAUGCAUGGGUGCUGGUGCAUGCAUGGGUGCUGGUGCAUGCAUGGGUGCUGGUGCAUGCAUGGGUGCUGGUGCAUGCAUGGGUGCUGGUGCAUGCAUGGGUGCUGGUGCAUGCAUGGGUGCUGGUGCAUGCAUAGGUGCUGGUGCAUGCAUGGGUGCUGGUGCAUGCAUGGGUGCUGGUGCAUGCAUGGGUGCUGGUGCAUGCAUGGGUGCUGGUGCAUGCAUGGGUGCUGGUGCAUGCAUGGGUGCUGGUGCAUGCAUGGGUGCUGGUGCAUGCAUGGGUGCUGGUGCAUGCAUGGGUGCUGGUGCAUGCAUGGGUGCUGGUGCAUGCAUGGGUGCUGGUGCAUGCAUGGGUGCUGGUGCAUGCAUGGGUGCGGUGGUGCAUGCAUGGGUGCUGGUGCAUGCAUGGGUGCGGUGGUGCAUGCAUGGGUGCGGUGGUGCAUGCAUGGGUGCAGUGGUGCAUGCAUGCAGCGGCGUGCACAUCUCACCCAGGGCGGUUGCGGGAUUCCCUCACACUGCUGCGCCAUCGCGUCCGCCCAUCGUGGCGCCUGCCCCUUGCGCCCGCGCUGCUCCGGGCGCGGCGGAAGGCAGAGCGCGCAGCACAGUCGUGCAGGUGGGGCGCGGGGGGCAGGGCGGCGGAGAGGUGCACCGCGGGGGGCGGGUGGGGGGAGUCCGUGGCGUGGGGAAGGACGUCAAGAGAGGGGGUUGCGGCGAAAUUCAGUUGGGAAGAGGGAGUUAG